Molecule: messenger RNA, 1466 nt
Organism: Hibiscus syriacus
Lineage: Eukaryota; Viridiplantae; Streptophyta; Magnoliopsida; Malvales; Malvaceae
Product: thiol-disulfide oxidoreductase LTO1
Exons: 7
Coding region: 16-1182 (388 amino acids)
Molecular function (GO): oxidoreductase activity
Source: RefSeq, a predicted model, not a curated record
CAGAUUUUCUAGGAAAUGAACCCUUGCGUUGAGCUUGUUACUUCUCCCCGGAAUCUGGGUUUUAAAGAAAUGGCAAGCUUCACUGGUUUAUCAGCUUCUCAAACUCAAAUCUUGUGUCGCUGCUCUCCACCUAUCUCUUUUACUGCCUCCAUUUCGUCUCCACUUCAUUUCAAAAAGCAAGCGCCAGUACGGAGACUGCUUGUGGUUCCACUUAAGUGUUCAUCUCCAGGGCCGAGUCAAGAGACCGAGUCGGAAGCUGAAACGAUGUCGGCUCCAUCUUCUUCCGUUUCACUGGCUUCGAGCAAUUCCACGUAUAAUUGGCGUGCAGGGAUUGGUGCUGUCGGUCUUCUUGAAACUGCCUACUUGACUUACCUCAAGCUUUCCGGUUCCGAUGCCUUUUGCCCUCUCGGUGGUGGCAGUUGCGGAGAUGUCCUCAACAGUGAUUACGCCCUCGUUUUUGGUGUGCCUCUUCCACUACUGGGACUGAUUGCCUAUGGAUUCGUUACAACACUCAGCCUGCAGUUGACCAGGAAGAACUUGCCUUUGGGGAUCAGUGAAACGGACGGGCGUUUAUUAUUGCUUGGGAGCACUACCUCCAUGGCUGCUGCAAGUGCAUACUUUUUGUACAUACUGAGUACACAAUUUGCUGGAACUUCUUGCUCCUACUGUCUAAUCUCGGCUUUAUUAUCAUUUAGUUUAUUUUUCAUCAGCCUAAAGGAUGUUGGGUUGCAGGAGGUACAGAAAGUGGUGGGUUUACAGGUGUGCAUAGCAAGCUUGGUGGUUGCCACGUUAAGUACCUCGUACAGCAAUUUACCAUCUGCGCCUUCAAGCACGGGUAACAUUAACCUUCCAUAUUUUACGACUGAGAUAACAACAGAUUCAAGUCCUUUUGCUAUUCCUCUUGCAAGGCAUUUACAUUCUGUAGGAGCUAAGAUGUAUGGGGCUUUCUGGUGCUCUCAUUGUCAAGAACAAAAACAGAUGUUUGGGCGUGAGGCAGCAAAGUUGUUGGACUAUGUCGAAUGCUUUCCCGAAGGAUAUAAAACUGGAACUAAAAUGAUCAAGGCUUGUGCAGAUGCAAAUUUAGAAGGAUUCCCAACUUGGGUUAUCAAUGGCCAGGUUUUGAGUGGAGAGAUGGAAUUGGAAAAACUUGCCGAGGUAUCCGGGUUUGAAUUCAGUGGAUAAGCAGACUAAUCUACACCGGGGCAUUUGCACAGCUUACAGAAGGUAUGCUUGCCCCGGCUAAGAUUUUGAAGGAUGAAGUCGGUUUCUCGCACUCACGGGACGUAGAAGGUAGCAUUGGUCUAAUAACAAAUUGAGAAGCUCAAAGAUAUGAUGAUAAUGGUACAUAUUUGAUCUCUCUUGUAAUUCAUGUAUGAGAGUAGCAGUCUUGAAAUUCAGCUUACAUUGUGUCCCAAAACCCAGCCGUAAAAUGUCACACAGACUUUGCUUAAAACUUUACUGCUCAA